ACCGAGGCCGCGCUUACUUAGCGGGAGCCGCGGAAGAACGAGCGCGCGGAGCGGCCGACGGUGCGGAGGGCCGCGCGCGGACAUGCGCCCCCCGGCGCCUCCCGCGCUCCCCGCGUUCGGGCUGGCGCUCCCGCUGCUCCUGCUGCUGCUGCUGCCGCCCGCACCCCGCGCCGCCUACCGCGCGCCGCGCUUCGACCCCACCUGGAAGUCCCUGGACGCCCGGCCGCUGCCCGCCUGGUUCGACCAGGCCAAGUUCGGCAUCUUCGUCCACUGGGGGGUGUUCUCCGUGCCCAGUUUCGGGAGCGAGUGGUUCUGGUGGUAUUGGCAAGAGAAAAAGAUACCGAUGUAUGUGAAGUUUAUGGAAGAUAAUUACCGUCCUGAUUUCAAAUAUGAGGAUUUUGGACCACUAUUUACAGCACGGUUUUUUAAUGCGAGCUACUGGGCAGAUGUUUUUCAGGCUUCUGGUGCCAAAUACACUGUCUUAACUUCCAAACAUCAUGAAGGCUUUACCUUGUGGGGCUCAGAGCAUUCAUGGAACUGGAAUGCGGUGGAUGUGGGGCCCAAGAGGGACCUUGUCAAGGAGCUUGAGGCAGCUAUUAGGAACAGGACUGACCUUCGCUUUGGACUGUACUAUUCCCUCUUUGAAUGGUUUCAUCCACUCUUCCUUGAGGAUAAGUCCAGGUCAUUCCAUCAGCAACAAUUUCCAGUUUCUAAGACGCUGCCAGAACUCUACGAGCUAGUGAACAAGUAUCAGCCGGAGGUCCUGUGGUCGGAUGGUGAUGGAGAUGCCCCUGAUGACUACUGGAACAGCACGGUCUUCUUAGCCUGGCUGUAUAACCAAAGCCCCGUUCGGGACACAGUCGUCACCAAUGACCGUUGGGGAUUCGGUACCAUCUGUAAGCAUGGCGGCUAUUACACCUGCAGUGAUCGUUACCACCCAGGACAUCUUCUGCCUCAUAAAUGGGAAAAUUGCAUGACAAUAGACAAGUUUUCCUGGGGUUACAGGAGAGAUGCCAGACUCAGUGACUAUCUUACAAUCGAAGAACUAGUGAAGGAACUUGUAGAGACAGUUUCAUGUGGAGGAAAUCUUUUGAUGAAUAUUGGGCCCACAUAUGAUGGCACAAUUCCUGUAAUUUUUGAGGAGCGACUGAGGCAAAUGGGGACCUGGCUAAAAGUCAAUGGAGAAGCUAUUUAUGAAACCUACCCUUGGAAGUCCCAGAGUGACGUCACCCCAGACGUGUGGUACACAUCCAAACCUAAACAAAAGUUGGUCUACGCCAUAUAUCUUAAAUGGCCCACAUCAAGACAUCUGUUUCUUGGCCAACCCAUCGCUACCCUGGGGGCAACAGAGAUUAAACUACUGGGACACGGACAGCCACUUAACUGGACGUCUUUGAAGCCAAAUGGCAUACUGGUAGAACUGCCACGUCUAACCUUUGAUCAGAUGCCCUGUAAAUGGGGCUGGGCUCUAGCACUAACUAAUGUGAUCUAAUUUUCAGCAGAGUAGUUCAUGCUGCGGGUACAUUGAAGACUAGAAAAUAAUCAGGUUUCUAUAAUUGUAGUAUAUGGAGAAAGCAAAUGUAAAAUUGGUCAAGGAAAGUCAAAUAUUUAGGCAAUUCAGGCCCUUUCCCCUCUUACUGCUUAUGUUUGUUCCUAAAUUACCCAUGUAAUUGUUUUACCUCUCCAGUGUACUUUGCCAUUGAAGUCUCUUCACAUUGAAUUUAUUUCCAUGUGUGAUUAAGAGGUGGAAAUUUUUGUUUUAUGGUAGCUAGGAACUGGUGGUGGUAAGGACUGAAUUAUGUCUCCUGAAGUGUGUCUCAGAUUCCUAUGUUGAAGCCCUAGCCCUCAAUGUGACUGUAUUUGAAGACAGAGCCUUUGAAGAGGUAACUAAGGUUAAAUAAAGUCGUAAGAGUAAGAGCCUAAUCUAUACGACUGGCGUCUUUAUGAGAAGAGAAAGAGAUGCCACUGAUGCAAGCACACAGAGGAAAGGCCAUGUGAGGACACGGGGAGAAGCACCAUCGGCCAGCCAAGGAGAGAGGCCUUGAGACAAACCCAACCUGCAGACACACUGGGCUCUCAGCUUUCAGGAUUGUAAGAAAAUAAAUUACUGUGCUUUAAGCCACCCAGUCUGUAGUAUUUUGUUAUGGUGGCCCUAGCAGACUAAUACAGGUGGCAGAGAUAUAAUAAAUUUGGCCUAAUACAUA
This is a messenger RNA of Neofelis nebulosa (Clouded leopard), 2204 nucleotides long. RefSeq names its product alpha-L-fucosidase 2 (gene FUCA2). Gene Ontology annotation, molecular function: alpha-L-fucosidase activity. Gene Ontology annotation, cellular component: lysosome. The record is from RefSeq and is a predicted model, not a curated record. NCBI's taxonomy places the organism in Eukaryota, Metazoa, Chordata, Mammalia, Carnivora, Felidae. The transcript is spliced from 7 exons. The coding region runs from base 83 to 1492 and encodes 469 amino acids. Gene Ontology annotation, biological process: fucose metabolic process; glycoside catabolic process.